AUGUCUACGCCCCCACCCAUCGAGCUGGCCACGGCAGCCUUGCAGGACAAGACGCUUUCCGCAAAAGCGCUCGCCUCGACAAUCGUCGCGCAGUGCCGCCACACAGUGCAGCUCGCGGCCGCAUCGGACGAAACGUCCGGCGGACGUAAGGAAGACGGGGACACGCUUGGGCUGGAAGGGUAUCUGUGGACUAUCUGGUUCGCGCUCGCCGAUGUCGCGAUGGAGGACCCCUCGCGUCAUGACUUCUUCGUGAACGUGCUUGUCGCGAUCAAGGCGAACGGGAAUGAAAACGGCGAGUGGCAGAUUUGGAGCGAAUCGUUCGAUUGGGCGGACCUGCCGCUCUGGGGUGCGACCGUCGCCGAGACCAUGCAUCGUGGUCUGACCCCGGACGACGACGACGAAGGAAAGAGGAUAUGGCCAUACGAUGAGAAGCUGGGCGAGUCCAUUCUUGCAGGUGACACCCCUCCGGAUACGCUGGAGGGACGGGGUUGGGCUCGCGCACGCACAGGAUGGCUCAACUACAAUAUCUUCCGUGCGUGCCUCUGGGCGCUGGACGCCGUCGAGGAUCCACACUGGGCGAUGGUCAUGGUCGCCGGGUACCUCGAACCGCUCUCACUCCCCGAGGACGUAUGGAGGUCGAAGCCCAGCGACGCCACGUUCCCAUGCGAGCUGGGGAUGGAGACGGGGAUGAUAUGGUUGCGGGUCGCAGGCGCGCAGAUGUUCGCGUGCCGCGAGGUUUGGGAUCGUGAAACGAAGAUCAUCACCUCCCCGGGAAGGAGUGGGGGAACGUGGACGGGCGUAGUUGGGUAUCACCCUGACCGAUGGGCGCAUUGGAAGGAUAUCCUCCAAGCCCUUGUCGAAGAGGAGAAGGGCGAGUGGCGCCCGAACGUAAUGGAAGCGGCGAAGUUGACUUUGCAAGCCAUGGAAAAGGUGGAGGGAUCCCACAGACCGCGAAGCUGAUUGAGAGGUACAUAAAUCGCAGGUUCAUAGUCGUGGUGUUACAGCCGUACAAGUACACCGUUUCCUCUCAAACUCCUCACGUCGCGCAUCGAGGUAGCAUAUCAGGACAAAAAAA
Trametes versicolor FP-101664 SS1 is the source of this 1075-nucleotide messenger RNA. RefSeq lists its product as uncharacterized. The transcript has 3 exons. Bases 1 to 960 code for a protein of 319 amino acids. The record is from RefSeq and is a predicted model, not a curated record. Lineage: Eukaryota; Fungi; Basidiomycota; Agaricomycetes; Polyporales; Polyporaceae.